AUAGGUUUGAAGUUCCCAUCUGAUAAGUCACUUUCACGAUUCAGUUUUAUCACCGGAGCAGUUGCAUAUGCUUGUACAGAUUGGUCCUUGCCUGCCCACUGAGUGUGAUAUGCCAAAUUGAGAGUUUCUGUUUUUCCUACAAGCUGCCAUUUUUCCAUCUUCAUUUUACAGCAUGAUAAAAGCACUGCAUGAAGAUUUGCAUGUCAAGUGGCUUAGCAUGCUCAUAUCUUUCCGAUUACACAUACUGUCACAUCUGUGAUUGUUUGGGGAUACAGAAGCUCAAAAAUCACAUGGUUAACAGGUUUCAGUGAUUGGAAGAAUAUGCUAAAGUUAAUGGCUGUUCAUGGGAGGACCAAAGAACUUCUGCAGUCACAUGUGGCAGCUUUACAGUUUUGACCCUUUACAAGUAUCAAUGCAUGUUUUGAUAAACUAGCAUCUGAAAAUAUUAGGAAGUUGCAAGAAGAACUAAAAAUAUUCCAUGACACAGUUAAAACGUUAGGUAGUUUAGGUCUCCCUUUUCACGGCCACUGUGAAGUGUUGGAGAGCAUCUGUUGUGGCAUUUAGUUAAUUAUCAUGAAGCUACUUGCCUGACUUAAUACAACUUUUGCCCUACAUAUCAAUGACACCAAGAGAAUCAAAUACUUGAGCAAGAAAAUUACAGAUGAACAUAUAAGUCUUUUUGCCUCAGAAACCAGGAAGCACAUAGCUUCUUUGCAGCUAAGAAAGACAAGACAGCAUCAUCAAACAAUUGGCCCAGGAAAAGUAUUGCCAUUGGUGCGAGGUUCCAGUAAUCGAAAAUACGCAGGCCAACACAGUUUGGAGUCCAUGAGAAGUGGAGCCACCCUGAGCACAGCAUGAGUUCAGGUCUGAUUGAGAACUACGUGGCAGCCAUGGUGCUGAGCGCAGUUGGUGAUACCCUGGGCUAUUACAAUAGAAAAUGGGAGUUCCUGCAGAAUGGCCAGGAGAUUCACAGGCAGCUUGCACAAAUGGGCGGGUUGGGAAACAUCUGUAUAGCAGGCUGGAAAGUCAGCGAUGACACAGUGAUGCACUUGGCUACAGCUGAAGCUCUGAUAGCUGCUGGGAAACAACCACGUUUUCCAGAGCUCUAUUCCCUUCUAGCAAAGCACUACAAGGACUGUAUGGAUGACAUGGUUGGCAGAGCUCCAGGUACUACCUGCGUUCAAAACGCACUGGGCCUGCAGCCAGACCAACCAGAUGGCUGGAGGAUUCCAUUUAACAAGCAUGAGGGAGGAUGCGGGGCUGCCAUGCGGUCCAUGUGCAUUGGGCUGAGGUUUUGUCAUCCUGAGCAGUUGGACAGCCUGAUUCAAGUCAGCAUCGAGAGCGGUCGAAUGACCCAUCAUCAUCCAACUGGCUAUCUGGGAUCCCUGGCUUCUGCUCUCUUUACCGCCUAUGCUGUGAAUCGCAAGCCCCCUCACGAAUGGGGGAAGGGACUGAUGGAAGUGCUGCCGCAGGCUAAAGUCUACAUCCAGAAGUCUGGCUACUUUGUGAAGGAGAACCUGAAGCACUGGUCCUACUUUGAAGAACAGUGGAAAAGAUACCUGGAGUCCAGGGGAAUUUCAGAUGGAGUGUCUGUUCCUACCUUCCCCCCCAUAUAUGGCGUGAAGGAGCGAGAUGAAUUCUAUGUCUCCCUGAGCUACUCUGGCUGGGGCGGCAGCAGUGGGCAUGAUGCCCCAAUGAUUGCCUACGAUGCCAUACUUGGCGCUGGAAACUCCUGGACGGAGCUCGCUCACCGGGCUUUUUUCCAUGGUGGGGACUCUGAUUCUACAGCAGCCAUUGCCGCGUGCUGGUGGGGGGCCAUGUAUGGCUUCAAAGGAGUCAAUGUAUCCCUCUAUAGAGAACUGGAAUACAGAGAGAGGCUGGAGAAAAUAGCUAAGGCCCUGUAUGAGGUCAGCCAGCCAGAGGGCUAGUCCAAGCAGAGAGGUGGUUCUAGAGUUCACAAGACAAAACUAAACUUUACAAAGGUCCCUGUAUAGCUUGCGGGGUGAGGGGAGGGUUAGAUUGAUCUUGGACUGUACUUUACGACCCAUCUACCUGCAGCUCCUGAUCCGCCCAGGCAAUGCUUGUGCUUCAGCAGUCUGUCUAGCCAAUGCCUAGUACUAGAAUAACGGGAUUAAGGAUGAAAGUGUGAGGGGGAAAUCUGGCAUAGCAGCUGUGUUCACUUUUUUUUUUUGCCACUGCUAGCGGAAAUGCAAUCUCAGAAGCACCAAAGAGCAAUGCAUGGGCAGCCAGGUUUGGAUUUUGUCAGUAAUAGUAAAAGAAUUUGGUACUGGGUUGAGUUUGAGUGAAAUUUUAUAUUCCUCCACAGGACAGAACCAGCACAGCGUGCUAGUGCCAGCCUUCCCUUCUCUCACAUCCCAGUGCACUCACCCCAGACACGUAGUGAGCACCUCGACAGCUGAGAGGGGAAUACAGUCUCUAGGGCCCCUUCAACCCUUGGUCCUAAGCGACCAAUUAGUGCGAAGCACAAGGGUGGAUUUUCACAUCUUUAGUGUGGGGAAAUGCUUUAAGAAUGGUCAUUUGGCAUUUGUUUAAAACCUAAUUUCACAGCAUCUCUAACCAAUUGCAGAAUUUCAAGACCUUUUGUUAUGAUUAAAUAAAAAUGUCAUUAUCUCUUGCCUACUGCUGUUAAGGGGGAAGUUAAAUCCACAUACAGUCUUACCAUUCACUUAGCGUAAUUCUAACAUUAGGGACAGAAUUUGCACCUUACUUCAUCAAACUGGAUCUCAUUAUGAAGAAUUAGAAAUAGGAAAUGCCGCUUGCUACCAUCUCCCAAUUAAGAGUUGAGACCUUUAGAGCUGUUGAAAGAUGUUCUUUUCUCAAAAUUUUAUGUAACUGCUGAUAACACCUUUGAAAGUUUCUUGCUUUUCUGUGCAAACAGCCGAAUUCUGUGUGUCUUACUCCCAAGAUGGCAGCUUUCAAGCUGAUCAUCAUUUAUCCUAUUUAAGAUCCUUUACAAAAGAAUACAAUUACUACAAAAUGUAAUCUGAUAAUGCAGAACAAUUCUGCUCUAUGUGAAACAGUCUAGAUUUGCAAAUGAAUAGAAGAUAGCUGCUGCCUCACCAUGUCAGAGGUUCGCCAUUGUGCCUUUUGAUGAAUUUGCAGCAGAUAUCAAGGAAAUGCUGGAAGCGUAUGAACGAGUUUCCAAAUGAGAGGGAAAAGAGACUUGCAGUUCUGUACUUUUGCCUGGGGUGACCUCUGUUUUUUAAGUGCUCUGUCUAUAAUUAAAUAAAAGCAAAUAUUUGGCAAAUGGAA
Chrysemys picta bellii (western painted turtle) is the source of this 3273-nucleotide messenger RNA. The record is from RefSeq and is a predicted model, not a curated record. NCBI's taxonomy places the organism in Eukaryota, Metazoa, Chordata, Testudines, Emydidae.